Prorocentrum cordatum is the source of this 1383-nucleotide messenger RNA. The record is from the annotation of a GenBank genome assembly. Lineage: Eukaryota; Dinophyceae; Prorocentrales; Prorocentraceae.
AUGCCCCUUGGCCAGGGCGCCGGCGCCGUCACCAUUCUCGUCGGCCGCCCUCUCGGUGCCCUCCUCAAGGGCCGCGGGCGACCGCGCGGCACGGUGCCGCAAUGGUCGGGGCCAUGUCGCUCUCAGCUCCUGUCCGCCGCCACAGGGGGCCAAUGGCCCCAGGUCCGCAUUUCCAAGCUGCGGAACGCUGAUGCCGCUGCCGGCAAGGCAUGCCAACUCUGUGGCGUCACGCCCGGCACCCUUAUGCAUCGUCGGGUUUGCGAGGCCUCGCUCCCUCCGGAUGGGUGGCCAGAGCCGCCGGAGGCAUGCCAGCGCUUGCUCUCCGUGCCCCCAGAGGCCCGGCUGACGUUCCUUCGCACUCGCGGGCUUCUCGCACUUCGGCUGCCACGCCCUGUGCCGCAGGAGGAGGCGGCCGUCCGCUGGUUCACGGACCCUCCGGACGCCACUCGCGCCGACUUGUGCUGGCACGCGGAUGGCUCCAUGAAGUUUGGGCCUGUUUGGGAGCUCCGGCGCGCUGGAUGCGCGCUCGUGGUCGUGUCCGAGAACGGGGACCUCGCGGCGUACGGCUGCGCCGUGCCUCCGCCCUGGAUCCGCGCGGCGGCGGCGGCAGAGCUCUGGGCAGUCAUGCUCGUGCUUACCAUUGCCCUCAGGCCGCCGACCAUUCGCACCGACUGCCGGGCGCUCCUCACGGCGGCUGCUGCUGGAACGGCGCAGGCCACACAACCCACACGGAUGCUUGCGCAGGUGUGGUCUCGAGUGCCCACCCUCGUCGACGGUGGCAUCUCGGAAUUGGUCUCUGCAGGCAAACUUACGUGGAUGCCUGCUCAUGGCAACCAGACCGUCAUUGGCACGGCCAUGAGGUCUGACGAGCACGUUGUCACGGCGAUUGACUGGAGAGCAAAUCGCCUGGCAGAUGUCCUUGCCAAGGCUGCUGCCGGCGGCCCGCCGCCCUGCGGCCCAGCUUCGGCGCUGUUUGCCAUCGCAGAAAGGCUCGUCGCGCACGAGGCCGCUGUGUUGGGGGCCGUCACAUGCGCUGCAAAUCACCACGAGCGCAUCCUGUACGUGCGGACCCGGAGGCGCCCUCAAGCGGCGCCGCCGGCGGCACUGGCGCAGCCGCCGGCGCUGGUCGGGCACGUGCUGGCCGGCCUGCGCGCGGCUCGCGCGCCCGCGGCCCGGCCCCGCGCUGCGCUGGGGGCCCGGGGCAAAGAGCGCGCCGCCGCGGCGCGCGCGGCGUCCGCCGGCCGCGCUGCUGCGGACGCGGCUGCCACGCAGGCCAUCUGCGCGGCGCGGGCCGCUGCCCUGCGGCCGUCGUCGGCACCGCCGGCUGCCGAGCGGCUGGCCGCGCUCCGGGCGAGGGUCCUUGCUCGCGUAGGCUGCGGGUAG